AUGGAAAUCGAGCCCCGCGUUUCUCCGUUCAGCAUCUACGAUAGCACUACUCCUGACGCCGUCGUGCGUGCCGAUAGUGCCGCCCAAGUUGCCUUCACCGAGGAUACUUCUGCUCAGGGGCCGGUCGUCAUAGAGGGCGUUCGUGUCACGCCAGACAUUAUUACCAUUACAGAGGCUUGGGUUACGAAAACCGCACCAACUAUGCAUGAUAAUCCCGUCACACAAAACACUUCGCUCACAGAGUUCAAGAUUGCCUGGAAUGCUGCCAUCACCAAUUCGGCAGACAACCUUCCUGUCACGAAGAACGCACCCAUCACAGAUCCUGAGGACACCCAGGAUACUCUGACUACCGAUGAUGCUGCCAUUCAGAAUGACAAAGUCAUCGGCGAAGAUUUUGUGCAGGCUAGGCCCCCCAAGGCCGAUGCUGUGGCCCCUGAUACGGGCCCUAUUGACUCCAAUUCUCCCGAACGUGAGCUGAGUACCUCCACUGCCAUAGGUAAACAGCCUUUAAAGCGAUUGACAGCAGCUCCGGAUACCCAAAGCCUUCCAGGUCAGACCGACAUAUUGAACGACGCUCAGAUUGCAGAUCUCUGCUCCCUGCCUCCCAGGAUUCGUCAGCUCUAUUCCCUUUACUUCAAUCAUCAUGGAGUUAUUCGCACUGAAUAUCUCAAGAACCUCUUCGAAAGGCUUCCGAGCGGUGAGCUGCGUCACCCUGAGGAUAUUCUCAGAUCGUGCGUGCCCAAGUGGAAAACACGCCUAGAGAACUUUGAACGCCAAAAUUCUUCUCAGUUGGCUACUGGCCAGACUAACGAGACACAGGGGACACUUAUCCCUGCCAAGCGCGGCAUUGAGAACACCACUUCUCCAAAGGAGGGCAAAAAGCCAGCUGCAUCAAAGGGUACACCAGGAGUGUUAUCUACUGGUUCUCGGAAACCUGGGGCUAGUCCUUCAGCUGGCCGUCUCUCGCUUACUCUUUCCGGCCCUUCGGGUAGCCGUCGCACUGCUCUCACCAUGGGCCCUCCUCCACCUGGCGCUCUUUCUACUCAGAAUUCCAGUGCCCUUUCUGCAAGUCACCCUGGAUCACAUCCUCGGGAUACUUCCAACCUUGCUCUUGAAAAUAAUCAGGAGAUCAAAAGUGGAUCCAAUGAAGGACACGGCAUCAACCAGUGUGAGGCUCCUGUCAUGGACUUUCUCUCACCCAACUUCGAAAGAUAUCCCGGCCACUUCACGCACAAAUGUCAGGCUGGUGGUAUCCAGCUACUAGAAUUGGACAAUCUCUCGCGGUUCAUCAAAUGGCUCACAGGUGAAGUCCACCAACUAGACUACUUCAUCCUCAGUGCUGCACAGCUUUCACACGACCGCCACUACCUGGGUUGCUUACGAGAUGUCUGGGAUCGCCUGGUAUAUUUACGGGAUGCAUGCAUGGAAAUGGAGGCGCAACUCAAAGACCGCAUGGACUCGAAGAAUUGA
Molecule: messenger RNA, 1470 nt
Organism: Penicillium canariense
Lineage: Eukaryota; Fungi; Ascomycota; Eurotiomycetes; Eurotiales; Aspergillaceae
Exons: 1
Coding region: 1-1470 (489 amino acids)
Source: RefSeq, a predicted model, not a curated record